Messenger RNA from Gadus chalcogrammus (walleye pollock), 905 nucleotides. Its product is annotated as homeobox protein Hox-D4b-like. Lineage: Eukaryota; Metazoa; Chordata; Actinopteri; Gadiformes; Gadidae. Bases 1 to 681 code for a protein of 226 amino acids. Gene Ontology annotation, molecular function: DNA-binding transcription factor activity, RNA polymerase II-specific; RNA polymerase II cis-regulatory region sequence-specific DNA binding. Gene Ontology annotation, cellular component: nucleus. The transcript is spliced from 2 exons. Gene Ontology annotation, biological process: embryonic skeletal system morphogenesis; regulation of transcription by RNA polymerase II; anterior/posterior pattern specification. The record is from RefSeq and is a predicted model, not a curated record.
AUGGACUCCUAUGUGGUGAGCUGUAAAUAUGUUGAGCCGCAGUUCCCGCCUUGUGAAGAGGAUUACAGUCAUUUUAGUGACCAAGGGGGGUAUUAUAACCCCCAGGACAGUAAUAGGUAUGGUGAGGGCUACCAGCCCCCUCCACCGCCAUACACACCACAACAAACCGGCUACCAGGCUCCUGUCCAGGGGCCAGGACACAAGGAGCCUCUCCCUGGCUGCAGAGAGCACAACGCCGCGGCCAAGGAGCGCUUCUCCGCGGGGGAUCCAUGCCAGGCCUGGCUGACCUGUAAGCAGUCUCAGGUGCAGAGGAAGGCGAUAUGCCAGGGCAAAGAGAGGCCGCCAGUGGUGGUCUACCCGUGGAUGAAGAAAGUGCACAUUAACCAUGUCAACCCCCACCACCUCGGACCAGAGCCCAAGCGCCUGCGGACGGCUUACACGCGGCAGCAGGUCCUGGAACUGGAGAAGGAGUUCCACUUCAGCCGCUACCUGACGCGCCGCCGCCGGGUUGAGGUGGCUGGGGUGCUCUGCCUAGCCGAGCGGCAGGUCAAGGUCUGGUUCCAGAACCGCCGCAUGCGGUGGAAGAAGGAUCACAAGCUGCCGAACACCAAGGGGAAGAACAAGAACAAGAAGCCCGCAGACAGCGGCCCUCCCCGCCUUGAGGGGCUGGCGGUGGUCUGAGCCUCGGCAGAGGCUCGGUGGAACAUUGGUACCGGUACCGGAGAGGAGAGGGCCGGUACCGGAGUGGAGAGAGUCGGUACCGGAGAGGAGAGGUCGUUACCGGAGAGGAGCGCCGCCGCCCGGUGCGCAGUUCCCUCAGACUCCGAGGGGAUGGACGCGCUGAAGAAAACAGGGUUUAUUUUUACAGGGUACACAAACAGGGUUUUUUCUUUACUGAAGUUGUU